This is a messenger RNA of Eucalyptus grandis, 1614 nucleotides long. Its product is annotated as cytokinin hydroxylase. Lineage: Eukaryota; Viridiplantae; Streptophyta; Magnoliopsida; Myrtales; Myrtaceae. The record is from RefSeq and is a predicted model, not a curated record. Gene Ontology annotation, molecular function: monooxygenase activity; heme binding; iron ion binding.
AUGAGGCACCUUAUGCAGUCGCAUGGUGGUCUUACUUCAAUUCUAGCAGUGUCGAUCCUAAUCCUCUUCAUGGUUCUUGUGAGACUGUUGACCGCCUGGUGGAUUUUGCCACUCCUAGUUCAAAGGAAGCUGAGGAAAAAUGGGUUUGGGGGUCCAACCCCAAGUUUUCCUCUAGGGAGUAUCAUAAAGAUGAAAAAGAGGAGUAACGUUUCUGAGGCAUCUUUGUCGAAGCAGCUGAUAACUCAUGAUAUUCAUUCCACUGUGUUUCCUUACUUCGCUGAGUGGCAAAAAUUGCAUGGGAAGGUGUUCAUCUACUGGCUAGGCACUGAGCCGUUUCUCUACAUCGCAGACCCCGAAUUUCUUAAAAAGACGUCUGUCAUAGUUAAGGGUAAAAAUUGGGGAAAGCCCGAUGUGUUCAAAGUGGAUAGGAAGCCAAUGUUUGGUAAUGGUCUUCUAAUGACCGAAGGUGAUGAGUGGGUUCAACGCAGACACAUCAUAACUCCAGCAUUUUCUCCAUCCAAUCUCAAGGAAAUGACCAACAUCAUGGUGGAAUCCACCAAGAGAAUGCUAACAAAGUGGGUUGAUCUCACAAGCUCUGGCCAUGCAGAAGUUGAUGUGGAAUGCGAGAUUACGGCAACAGCUGGGGAAAUCAUCGCUCAAUCAAGCUUUGGCAUAGGCCCCCACGAAUGCACCAAAGUUCUUGAAAAGUUAAGAGCCCUACAAGUUGCUCUCUUCAGGACCAACCGCUGUGUAGGGGUACCCUACAACAAUCUUAUGUACCCUAAGCAUGCCCUAGAGGCCAAAAGGCUUGGGAAUGAAAUCGAUGAUCUCUUAAUGGCCUUCAUAAUGGAGCGGAGGAAGAGUGCGGACACCAGAAAUGAGUCCAGGGAUUUACUCGGGGUGUUGAUCCAAGAAAGUCACGUUGAAGAUAACAAAAGGCAGAGGAAGAAGUUAGCUACAAGAGAACUAGUGGACGAAUGCAAGACGUUCUUCUGGGGCCAUGAAACGACAGCGUUGGCUCUCACCUGGACGCUGUUUCUCCUGGCAUUAUAUCCAGAGUGGCAGAAGCAAUUGAGAGAAGAGAUUGAAGAAGUAGUAGGAGAUAAAGAUUUCGAAGUCGCCAUGCUUGCUGGACUUAAGAAGAUGGGAUUGGUGAUGAAUGAGGUUUUACGCCUAUAUAGUCCAGCCCCGAAUGUACAAAGGCAGGCAAGGGGAGACAUUUGGGUCGAUGACAUGAUAAUUCCCGAUGGCACGAAUAUAUGGAUUGAUGUCGUGUCCAUGCACCACGACCCAACUUUAUGGGGUGAUGACGUGAAUGAGUUCAAGCCAGAGAGGUUUGACGGCGACAGCCAAGGGGGAUGCAAGCACAAGAUGGGUUUUUUGCCGUUUGGGUUCGGAGGGCGAAUGUGCAUUGGCCGAAACUUGAUGAUGAUGGAAUACAAGGUUGUUCUAUCCUUGGUCCUCUCUAGGUUUUCCUUUUCUCUCUCGCCAAAUUACUGUCAUUCUCCUUCAAUAAUGCUCUCUCUUAGACCAGCUUGUGGAUUGCCCCUGAUCGUGCAACCUCUUUAGACAAGGAAGGCCACUCCUUAUGUGAACUUGAGUUUAUUCUGUCUA